This is a messenger RNA of Miscanthus lutarioriparius, 600 nucleotides long. NCBI's taxonomy places the organism in Eukaryota, Viridiplantae, Streptophyta, Magnoliopsida, Poales, Poaceae. The record is from the annotation of a GenBank genome assembly.
AUGGCGACGCCGGCAUUGCCCCGCGCCCUCGCCGCCCUGCUCCUCCUCCUCCUCCUCGCUUCCACGGCGCGGUCCCAGGAGGAGGCACCGAGCCCCACCGCCGAGCCCCCCGCAUCCACGCCUCUCGCCGCCGACUCCCAGCUCGCGCACUCGCCAAUCUCCAACCCACCUACCGCCUCCGCCCCAUCCGCCGCAGCAGACGCGCCCUCACCGCCGCCGCCCGCUCCGCCCAAGACCUCCCCCGUGGCAGCCCCCUCCUCCGACUCGCCCGCCCCCGCGCACGCGCCGUCCCACUCCCACCUCGCGCCCGCCACCGACGAAUACAAGGGCGACGAGGACGGCGACGACAACAAGUCCCCCUCGCCGGCCCCGGCCGCCGACCAGAUCAAGGCGGCGAACGUCACCGCCGCCAGCAUCGGUAGCGGAGAGCCGGAGGAGGAGCAUCGGGAGAUGAACGGCGGCAGUAAGGCCGGCGUGGUGCUGGGCACCUUCGCCGCCGCCGCCGUCCUCGGGCUCGGCGUCUUCGUCUGGCGGAAGCGCCGCGCCAACGUCCGCCGCGCCAGGUACGCCGACUACGCCGCGCGCCUCGAGCUCGUCUGA